This is a messenger RNA of Linum trigynum, 2507 nucleotides long. The record is from the annotation of a GenBank genome assembly. Lineage: Eukaryota; Viridiplantae; Streptophyta; Magnoliopsida; Malpighiales; Linaceae.
GUCCCGUUCGGAUUAUAAAGUUUUAGAGAACCAUUAGCUAAUAAUAAAAGACAUUUUUAGGGGUAGGAAUCAUACUAAUGCAUUCAUAUCAUUUUGAUGAUAUCUAAAUAUCAAGAUCGAACCAUAUUAUAUUUGUUUCGGUAUCAUCCGAUCCAAAUAUCGAUGGGGUCCGAUGCGGACCAACCGUUUACACCUGGGAGGUUUGGGUGGGGGCAUUGGGCCGUUAUUAUUCUGUUUAUCGGUGGCAAACUAUGGUAAAUGUUUCUAUUAGCAAUUAGCACGUUCGAUUUGGGCCGGGUCUUUGCGAGCGGGGUUGGGCCUUUUCAAUUCUAGUUCUGGGCUGAGCUAUUAAUUAAUUAGUCUGUAUCAUUACUCUAAGUCGACACAUGGUGAGUUUUAAGUGGCUUGGUCAGCCACGUAAGCAGUCCAAGUCUUCUUCGUCGUGUCUCCGUCAAAACCCUCAAAAUUUACCAUCUCGGCGUUUACGGUUUACCAAGCCGAUUCUCUCUAUCAGAGCAAAGCGGUAACCGCAAAUGUCCGAUCACCUUCCCACCGAUGUCGUCACCAACAUCCUCCUCCGCCUGCCGGUGGCCGCAAUUCUGCGCUGCCGCGCCGUCUGCAAGCCCUGGCGGGCUCUGAUCGACACCCCGAGGUUCACGAAGCUCCAACUCGACUACACGGCUGCCACCACCAAAAACGCCGUACUCUUCGUCCUCGAGGACGACGGCGACGACAACGGCGACCUCCGCUCCGCCUCGUACGUCAACGGCCUCCGCCGCGAUGCCCGUAUCAAUAUCCAAACCGCCCAAGUCGGCGACGCAAUUUCACGCCAGGGCGUAACCCUAUUCGGGUCGUGCGACGGGUUGUUCUGCCUCGGCUACGACAGCGGGAAGGUGCUCAUAAUCAAUCCGGCCACGAGGAAGUCGCACUCCACGAUGGUUCGUGUAACCAUUUCCCCGUAUGAUUUCAGCGCCGGCGGUGCGCAUUGGUCUUACCGCGACGGUUGCGGGUUCGGGUAUGAUUCUGUCUCCGACGACUAUAAGGUUGUCAAAAUUAACCAGAAGCUCGAGUCUAGUAAAAAGAUUCUCCAAUCUGAAGUGAUUAGUCAUGGAGUUAGGUUGAACUCUCGUGUAUCCGUCAAUUUCCCCUAUUUCCUAGCUGGUUCGCAGAAAAUUGGCGUGUUUGUGGGUGGGGCAAUUCACUGGGUAGCUGGUAGGAGCGACGAUCCGGAGAACAGCAACGUGAUUGUGGGUUUCGAUUUAGGGCUCAGUGUAUGCAAGGAGAUCCCACAGCCAAAGUACACAAACAGGCGCUCGUUCAGCAUGAGAGUGGGUGAGCUGGGGAAGUGUUUGUGCAUAUUUGCUAAUUACUGGGGGAGGGUGGUUGAUGUGUGGAUGAUGAAAGAUUAUGGAGUGAAAGAGUCAUGGAGCAUUCUGUUUUCGGUUCCACAUCCCGGGCUGUCACACGAUUAUGGAAUUCGAUCUCUCGGAUUCUCCAUGACGGGCCACGAUGUUCUUGUGCAGCUGGACGACAGGAGGCUUGUUUGGUACGACCUGAAGAAUUCCCAGAGGGGUGCUGGUGCUGCCCAGAAGGUCACCGUCAAUGGAUUGAGGACGGAGUGCAUGGAUGCCGUUGUUUGCUUUGGAAGCCUAGUCCCGCCUGAUGGGAAGUUGCCACCCAAAGAAGUGAAAGUUGAGAAGCAAUAUCAGAAACCAAGACCCCAAAGGAAGAAGAGAGAUGAUUUCUUGGCUACUGGGUUCAAGCUGAAGCUUUAGUACUCCUCCAGUAAGGUAAUUUCUUGGUUAUUGACUACAUUACUAUAGCUGAUUGGUUCUUGUAACGUUAGUAGCGAACACUAUACUGAAACGCUUGCCAAUCUGUUUCUCAGAUGCAUAUUAUGACAUAUAGAAUAGAGUAGUAGUAGAAGAAGAAGAAGUCAGCUAGUUGGAUGAUGCAUUGGAGGCUUGGAGCAGUGAUGGAAGCUUUGUUCCCCACUCUCCAUCAUGAACCUAUUUUGGCCAUUUUGUAAAUGCUGUGUGUGGGGAACUAAGGAAAGGACUUCCCUGUUUUUGGCAACUUUUGGAAGCUCCAAAUAGCAUCAGAAGGAUUGUCACUAAGUAGUUGUGUGCAAGUAGUUAGUAUGUAAUGAACUUUGUAGUUUCUAAGCAACUGAUAUCAACCUUCCUUGCUUCAUUUUGAGUACCAUGCUGAUCAAUGCUGUGGUGGAAACCUGUUUCGGCUUAUCUGCUUGGUUCAUUCCUUCUGAUUUGUGAAUGAUUCGUUUCCUUUCUCAUUGAUAAUGGUUUCUUCGCGAUACUCGUACGACCUAACUCAUAGAUUAUAUGUGGUCAUGAGUUGGGAGAGAAUGCUUCUUGAAGUAUGGUAGGGUAGCUCUUGACUAAUGUUCUUUUGUUUACAUAUGAGACUAUUAAUUAUAGUCGUUAUAACGUGACAAUUUGACCAAAAGAUUUUCGUACCAAGAUUUCUAACAAAUACGUUUUUGCGUU